CACUCUAUUCAGCCUACUCAAAGUCAUCUUUUUGUACCAUCGAUCAUAGGUAUCGAAAAUAAUUACUUGGACUAGUGCUUACAAUGUCAAUAUCAAGCCUCUAGUCUUGAAUUUUUAUUAAGUAGAAAAGGAGAAAAAUGGUUGGAUAAAAGAAAAUAACAUAAUCUCAUAAUUUACCGUGUUGCUCAAGAGAGAAGAAAAUAGAAAAUAGAAAAUUUUAAUAGAAAAUAUUCUUCCUCCACUCUAUUCAGCCUACUCAAAUUCUAGUACUUACAUCAAUCUCUUCGUCUUUUCGUACGAUUGAUCCAAGGUAUCGAAAAUAAUUACUUGGAGUAAUGCUCUAGUCUUGAAUUUUUAUUUAGUAGAAAAGGAAAAAAAUGGUUGGAUAGAAGAAAAGAACAUAGAGUCUCAUAGUCUUUGUGAACAGAGAAGGAAAUAGAAAGUUUUUCCUUCUUUGACCAUGUAGCCCACGAAGUGUUCGAUGAAAUUCUCCCGAGACUCCCUCUUAAAGAUACCCAUCGCUGCAAGUGCGUCUCAAAACGUUGGCUUAGUUGCAUCUCCAGUCCCCAUUUUGUUCGAUCUUAUAUCCAAUACCAGUCCACCGUCAAUCGCUCUUCCCCUUUUGCACUCUUUUACCAGUUCGAUGCUCCGUCACAAAAUCCGGUUAGUUUUACCUCUGAAAUGCCCAUUUUUUUCCGAAUCUCGUGGAUUUUCUUUGAAUUUCCUUCCCCAUCCCAACCCAUCAUUAUCAACAGCAGUAGCAGCAAAUCAACAGCCAGCAGAGCCCGAUCAUCUUCGGAUCUCAGCAUGUAGCAAUGGGUUAGUGUUAUGCUGUACAAGUUCGAUUUUUCAGAGGGUUUACUGUGUCUGCAACCCCCCUCACAAUGCAGUGGGUUGAGCUUCCUCUGCCACCCACUUGCCACAGAUGGGUUCGCAUUGGAUUUACUUCUCGCGUUGAUGAUAAAGAUUUCGAAAAAAGUAGCUUCAGGGUGGUGAGGAUGUGUUGUGGGGAUGAAGGAUUACUCGAGCUGAACACUCCCAAUUUGGAGAUAUUUUCAUCAGAGACAGGAACAUGGACAGAGUCCCCUAUAUGUCCCCCCGCGAGCACCUUUUUGGUUCGUGUUGUGCAGUUGAUUGCAGAGGAAUAUUGUAUUGGAGAUUCAGCAGCAUUUUCUUUGUUUUAGAUCCAUACAACCCCAACCAUCCACAUGGUACCAUAGACAUGCCAAAGGAAUAUGACUCCAAAGCCGGUAAACAUGCCGUAGGAGAGUGCAAAGGGCAUCUCAGGUUUGCUCAAUUUAAGGGUUACCGAAUCACCAUUUGGGAACUCAAUGACAACAAUUACAGUGAUGGGGUUGAAUGGUCCUUGGUGCACAUGCUUCUUCCAAAAGUACACUCCCUUGUUUCCCCUUUGACAGUAGUAGCUUUUCACCCCAGGGACAGUGAUAUUCUAUAUCUCUGGUUACCGGAUCGCAUUAUGCACUGCAAUGUGUGGAGGAGCAGAGAAUUCAAAACGGUAUGUGAACUUGCAAAUUCCCGUGCCUCCCGCUUUCUGUACACAAUGGUCUUCCCGUUCAUGCUCCCAUGGUGGCCUACUCCAGUUCCUCCAAUUCCACAUACUGUCCUUGGGAGACUUGGAGAGAUGGGCUUGAAGGAGGAAGAAUUCAAGUAGGAGCACCUGAUCAGGCAUGUUAAUGAUGCCUUGCCUCCAUAUACACUUGUAUGCAUAUCUAUUUAAAUAUUUCAAUGAGAAAUCUCUAUGUGAUUAUUUCUAUAUCUAUCCGUUUAUAUAUAAAAUAGAAUAUGCAUUUUUAGAAUCUGCAAACUGUUUUACCUCGUUCCUAUGUGAUGGAACUUACAUACAAAUAUUUAUUUUCCUAUAUGUAAUGGUUUCAAGAUAAUUAGGCGAUGGAUGUCUUACAUAUGGGGAUUAAAUUGCAUACUGUUAGAUGAAGGAAACAUAGAUUACGCACACUGUAAAUAUA
Molecule: messenger RNA, 1985 nt
Organism: Cornus florida
Lineage: Eukaryota; Viridiplantae; Streptophyta; Magnoliopsida; Cornales; Cornaceae
Exons: 2
Coding region: 1073-1672 (199 amino acids)
Source: RefSeq, a predicted model, not a curated record